This is a messenger RNA of Aureobasidium melanogenum CBS 110374, 321 nucleotides long. Its product is annotated as replication factor A protein 3. NCBI's taxonomy places the organism in Eukaryota, Fungi, Ascomycota, Dothideomycetes, Dothideales, Saccotheciaceae. The record is from RefSeq and is a predicted model, not a curated record. The transcript has 3 exons. Gene Ontology annotation, biological process: DNA replication; base-excision repair; nucleotide-excision repair. Gene Ontology annotation, molecular function: damaged DNA binding; single-stranded DNA binding. Bases 1 to 321 code for a protein of 106 amino acids. Gene Ontology annotation, cellular component: site of double-strand break; nucleus; DNA replication factor A complex.
AUGGCCGAACAAACUCCUCGCAUCAACGCCUCCUACUUGGAACAAUUCACCCACCGUACAGUCCGCAUCCUGGGCAAGGUCACACAACUCAGAGGCGAAGAAGCUACCAUCGAUGCUGGCGGUCAGAUCAAUGUACAUCUCAAUAGAGAGUCACAUCUUUCUGUCAACCACGCUGUUGAGAUCAUUGGCAAGGUGCAAGCAGACUUGAGCGUCCGCGUUCUUACCAGCACAGACUUUGGCGACAACAUCGACUUCUCACUCGCAGAUGCAGUGGUCGAUGCAACACACCGCUACAACGAGAUCUUCUACACGAAAGAGUGA